GUCGUCUGUCCCUGCAUCAACGUUCCCUCCAAAUCCUAACCCCCGCGUUCCCCAACGCCAAUUGCAGCGUUUCAGCGUUCCCAACUCUGCUGCAGGCAUGGCUGCUCCUACUGCGUCGCCAGAGAUGCAAUCGUUGGGCCAAGAGGCCAAGGCGCUCGGCACAGAGCCACCGGUCUUGGAAAAACGCCAGACGCCAGAUCGGCAAUCGUCUUCAGAUGAUGUCGCCGCCGCCACGGACGUGAAAAAUGACACCGGCAGUGGUGAGGAUCUGAUUGGAGACGAAGACUCUCCCUACGAGGAAGUCCGCGCCGCCGUCCGAAGCACGGACCCCGGCGGUGUCUGCAACACUCUGCGUGCGUGGGUGCUGGGCAUGAUCUUUGUCACGGUUGGCGCCGGUCUCAACAUGUUUCUUAGCAUGCGAUACCCAGCCAUCAACUUUCCAGCAAUCGUCAUCCAGCUGGUCGUGUAUCCAAUUGGCUGUCUAUGGGCCAAGUGCCUGCCAACCAGAGUCUUCAACACAUUUGGCACGACUUGGACCCUUAACCCUGGCCCAUUCACCAUCAAGGAGCAUGCCGUCAUUACUCUCAUGUCUACCGUUUCCAUCAACUACGCCUACGGUACAGACGCCUUGCUCGCCCUGCAAGGCAAGCCUUUUUACGAUCUCAACAUGGGCUGGGGCUUUUCCAUCCUCUUCCUCCUCAGCUCGCAGCUCAUCGGUAUCGCUCUGUCCGGCCUCUUUCGCCGUUUCCUCGUCUGGCCUGCCGCCAUGAUGUGGCCUGGCCAAUUCGCAACCACCAGUCUCUUCUAUGCGCUCCACGACAAGGGCCAUAGCCUUGGCACUUCUUACAACGGCUGGACCAUGAGCCGCUAUCGAUGGUUCGUCAUUGUCACGGCCGCCAUGUUCUGCUACUACUGGAUUCCCGGUGUCCUCUUCCAAGCCCUCUCUGUCUUUUCAUUCGUCACCUGGAUCCGGCCCAAGAACGUGACCAUAAACCAACUUUUUGGUGGCGUGUCUGGCCUCUCCCUGAUUCCCAUCACCUUUGAUUGGACCUAUGUCACGGCCUACCUCUUGGAUCCUCUCCUUGCACCUACCUUGUCGCACAUCAACGUCCUUAUUGGCCUUUGUGUGUUUGUGCUGUUACCCACCAUUGGUAUCGUGUAUACCGGAGCCAUUUACUCGUCCUAUUUGCCCCUCGUAACCACGCGCGCAUACGACAAUAACCAGACAGCGUACAAUGUCCACAAGAUCCUCACCCCUGAAUUUACCUUUAAUCAGACUGCCUACGAACAGUACUCUCCUCUUUUCCUGGCGCCGACCUAUGCUCUCAAUUAUGGUCUGUCCUUUGCCGCCCUCACCGCUUGCAUUAUCCACGUCGCCAUCAAUCACGGCAAAGAAAUUUGGGUGCGGUUCCGCAAGGCCCGUGAGCAGCCUGCUGAUAUCCAUUUAAAGCUAAUGAAGGCGUAUCCUGAGGUGCCAGAGUGGUGGUAUGCUGCCAUCUUCAUAGGCUCUCUUGGACUUGGCCUCGCCUGCGUGCUCGCCUACCCAUCCCAGCUUCCAUGGUGGGGGUUCUUCUUGUCCAUCAUCCUCGCCACUGUCUUUAUCCUUCCAUCAACCAUGAUCUUUGCCGUCUCCAACAUCACUCUGAGCUUGAACGUCCUGUCGCCAUUCAUCGCAGGUUUUGCCAUUCCUGGUAGACCCAUUGCCGUCAUGAUGUUCAAAGUCUACAGCACCAUCACCCUCGGCCAGGCCCAAACAUACCUGGGUGACCUAAAGAUGGCUCACUACAUGAAGAUUCCCCCUCGUGUCAGCUUCUGGUGCCAACUUAUCCCGUCCAUCUGGGUCUGCUUCGUACAGAUUGCCGUCAUGAACUGGACGCUUGGCACUAUUCCCAAUGCAUGCGAACAGGACCAGGCAAACCAUUUUACUUGCCCCAAUGGCCAAGCGUUCUUCACUAGUAGCAUCGUAUGGGGUGUCAUUGGCCCUCGCCGCAUGUUUGGUGUAGGCAGCAACUAUGUCCAGUUUAACUGGUUCUGGCUUCUCGGUGCUGGUCUACCCGUCUUGUUGUAUGUCCUCACCAAAGCGUUUCCCAAGGCUCCCUUUCGCCAUCUUUCUGCGCCCCUUUUGCUUGGAGGCAUGGCCUGGUUGCCUCCCGCGACGCCCCUCAGCUUCUCAUCUUGGGCCAUGUUUGGUCUCAUCUUCAACUACUGGAUCCGUAGACGAUGGAACGACUGGUGGAGAAGCUACAACUAUAUCACGGCGGCUGCCUUGGAUGCCGGCCUUGUAAUCAGCACAACCAUCAUCUUCCUUGCCAUUACUCUUCCAGAGGUCACUAUUCCUCAAUGGUGGGGUAAUACAGUUACGGGCACUACGCUAGAUGCGACGUACAAGGCCAUCUCCAAGAAUGGACAUUUUGGGCCUGAGAAAUGGUAAUCCGGUAGCGGAGCUAUUCACUUCUUUUUAUUCAUUCUUUCGAUUAUAUAUAUAUAAUCACGUAUUUAGCACUUCAAAUGACGUAUCAGGAACAUAUUUAUAUUCAGCUCAAUCCCUCAGCGCCUCUGUGAUCAAUUCACAAAUCUAUAAAGCUGAAUACGCAAAUAUGUAGUAGUGAACACUCGCAGUAAAGGAUAACACAAUAGAUUAUCGGGGGAAAAAUGAAUAGAAAUUUAUGUGUUCUCAACGAUUAAUAGUAAAAGAAUGAGAAAAAUAUAGCAUGUCAUUCUUCACCAAAGGGGUUUUUACGCGGGACUUUGA
[Torrubiella] hemipterigena is the source of this 2752-nucleotide messenger RNA. NCBI's taxonomy places the organism in Eukaryota, Fungi, Ascomycota, Sordariomycetes, Hypocreales, Clavicipitaceae. The record is from the annotation of a GenBank genome assembly.